This is a messenger RNA of Cryptomeria japonica (Japanese cedar), 1833 nucleotides long. RefSeq names its product serine/threonine-protein phosphatase PP2A catalytic subunit. The record is from RefSeq and is a predicted model, not a curated record. The transcript has 12 exons. Gene Ontology annotation, molecular function: protein serine/threonine phosphatase activity. Bases 207 to 1151 code for a protein of 314 amino acids. Gene Ontology annotation, cellular component: cytosol. Gene Ontology annotation, biological process: mitotic cell cycle; peptidyl-serine dephosphorylation. Lineage: Eukaryota; Viridiplantae; Streptophyta; Pinopsida; Cupressales; Cupressaceae.
CUAAAACUAAAAAGAAAGUAAAGCAGGGGGAUGAGAGAGAGCAAAUAGAAUACGUACCACAUAUAUUUAUUUUUUGCAAAGCUGCGGGGCGCGGCUGCAGUGGGAGAACGGACCACAACGGGAAGCAGAAGGAGAGGAGGGGUUCGAUCCUCGGAGAGGGCACAAGGCCAAGGCGUAAGCAUAAGAUUUGAAUUAACAGGACAAAAAUGAGCGUGGAGCCGGUUUCGUCUAAUGGCGGCUUCGGUCAGCUCGACCAACAUAUUGAGCAGCUCAUGCAGUGCAAGCCCUUAUCCGAGCAAGAGGUUCGAGGAUUAUGUGACAAAGCCAAGGAGAUUCUAAUGGAAGAAAGUAAUGUGCAGCCUGUCAAGUGCCCUGUUACAAUAUGUGGCGACAUUCAUGGUCAAUUUCAUGAUCUAGCAGAGCUUUUCCGAAUCGGGGGAAAGUGUCCAGAUACCAAUUACUUGUUCAUGGGCGAUUAUGUUGAUCGUGGAUACUAUUCGGUUGAAACUGUCACUCUUCUAGUAGCAUUGAAGGUCCGUUAUCCUCAACGAAUCACUAUUUUAAGAGGAAACCAUGAGAGUCGCCAGAUUACACAAGUAUAUGGAUUCUAUGACGAGUGCUUGCGGAAGUAUGGGAAUGCAAAUGUAUGGAAGAUAUUUACAGAUCUUUUUGACUACUUCCCAUUGACAGCGCUGGUGGAAUCAGAAAUUUUUUGUCUGCAUGGUGGAUUGUCACCUUCCAUUGAUACCCUUGAUAACAUAAGGAAUUUUGAUCGUGUUCAAGAAGUCCCACAUGAAGGGCCUAUGUGUGAUCUUUUAUGGUCUGAUCCUGAUGAUAGAUGUGGAUGGGGUAUUUCUCCACGUGGUGCUGGAUAUACAUUUGGACAAGAUAUUUCUGAACAAUUUAACCACACAAACAACUUAAAACUAAUAGCUAGAGCACAUCAGCUAGUCAUGGAAGGCUACAACUGGGGGCAUGAGCAAAAAGUUGUCACAAUAUUUAGCGCACCAAACUACUGCUAUCGGUGUGGCAAUAUGGCAUCUAUUCUGGAAGUUGAUGAUUUUAAAGGACACACGUUUAUUCAGUUCGAGCCAGCUCCAAGACGUGGGGAGCCAGAUGUGACACGAAGGACACCAGAUUACUUCUUGUGAGUCGCUCUCUCGGAUGUUCCCUACUUGCUGUUUUUCUGCUAGCAAGCUUUUGGCUGCUGCUUGGUCUACGAAUCUGCUCUUUUAUGAACAUGCGAGUGUUGUUGAUAUCAAAGCUUUUCCGCGUUUCUAGUGGACUACAUUAUCUUCAAAGUAUGCUUCAAAUUGAAUGGAAGAAGCAUGUAAAAUGAUCAGGUAUUUCUUGUAAGGGUCUUUGUUAUUUUAGUUUGAAACUUUAUUUGUAGGGAGUGCAUAUGCACUACCAAGUGUAUCAAAUUAAGAUGUGCUUUUGUCUAGGGAGAGGCAGCUUAUUUCCAAAAAAUUAUUUAAUUUCAGCACUAGUAAAACUUGUAUUGGGCAUUGCUGCUGAUUGAGUGCCGUGCCCAUUCCCAUCUCGUUAAUCAGUAGCUUGGGGCAAUUGCUUGUUUGCUGCACUAAUGAGCAGCAGCAAUUUCAUGGUGCUUCUAACCAAUUCAUAGAAUUCAGAAUAUAUUUACUUCUGAAAAUGUGUAUCUUGGUAGGCUCUACCUUUCAUUGUGAUGAACAUUGAGGACUAUUACAAACACACUAAGGCGGUUGAGCUCUUUUCCCGUUUAUCAGGCGUGGUCAAUUUGCAAAGAACAUUAAAAGGGAAAGAAUCAGAAUGAUUAAAAAUGCUAAACUGCAUAUUUGUGUUUGUGCUUUA